AUGGUAAGAAACAGAGAACGGAAAACCAACAUUGGCAUGGUAAACUCCGAAACAAUGCGUGAAGCAGUAAAAGCUGUUCUAAAAGACAAGAUGCCCAUACGUGAAGCUGCUCGAGAAUACAAUGCCUCCAAUACAACUUUACAACGGUAUGUGCUGAAAAGUAAAGAUGUUAACUGGGAUAAGGAUUCAAAUGCAAAGGACAUAAUAUUUAAACCUAAUUAUGAUGUGCGUAAAAUUUUUUCUACAAAAGAAGAACAAAUGCUUGCUAACUAUUUCAUCCAGGCUAGUAAAUUACAUCAUGAUCUUCCACCUGAGGAAGCAAAAAUUCUUGCCUUUCAAUAUGCUACCAGCUUAAAGAAAGACAUUCCAGAAUCUUGGAAAAGAAAUCAAUGUGCUGGCAGAGACUGGCUGGAAGGGUUUAUAAAACGUUCCCAAUGUAUUUCUUUGCGCAAACCAGAAGCUACAUCUUUGGCCAGGUCAAUGGGCUUUAAUAAACCUGUUGUUAUGCAGUUCUACGGCACAUUGUAUCACUUAUUGGAAAACAUAUUCAAUUUAGACGAAACAGGGGUCACUUCUGUUCAAACUCCUGGCAAGGUACUUGCAAAAAAGGGUACAAAGCAAGUAGGGCAAGUGACCAGUGCAGAAAGAGGAGAGUUGGUCACUUUAUGUUGUGUCAUUAAUGCAUUAGGAAACUCACUACCACCCUUCUUCAUAUUUCCGAGAGUGAACUUCCGCAAUGCUAUGUUGCAUGGUGCACCCUUAAGAUCUGAUGGAGCUGCAACAGUAUCUGACUGGAUGAACUCAGCUAUAUUUAUAUUAGUCAUGAAACAUUUUAUUACAUUUUCGAAGUCGUCUCUACAAAAUAAAACACUUAUAAUCAUGGACAACCACUACAGCCAUGUAAGUAUUGAAGUCAUAGAUUUGGCAAAAGGCAAUGGUGUAAUUUUGUUGACCCUGCCUCCCCACUGUAGCCACAAGCUACAACCGCUCGACAAAACAGUUUUCGGCCCAUUUAAAAAAUAUUAUAAUGAUGCUUGUCGAGCCUGGUUGUUAAAUAACCCCGGAAAUCGCAUUACUAUCCAUGAAAUCGCAGGUCUUGUUGGAAAGUCAUAUCCCCUUGCACUCUCUACAAGUAAUAUCCUGUCUGGUUUUUCAUCGACAGGAAUUUUUCCUUUUGAUAAAAAUAUCUACAAAGAUGAAGAUUUUACUGCCUCUAAUGUUACAGAUGUUCCAAUGGAAAAUGUCACAGUUGAAGAUCAACCUCGUAUUUUUCAAGAAGGUACUUCUCUAGCUACAUUAGUCCAGCCUAAUGUAGAGGCCUCUCUGGAAAAUCUUGCAAUUCCAGGUCCAUCGAGGGCAUUUGAUAAUUUGUUGGAUGUAGAACAUUCAUUGGAAAACAUUCCAGCACAAAGUGUGUUACAGGAAAAAGGGAAUAAGUCUUCCACAGAAUCUUCAGUUCAAGAAAAUUUUGCAGGACAAGAAAUGACACCAGAGAUGGUAAAGCCUUUUCCUAAGGCUGAUCCAAAAAAGAAAAAAUUGACAAAGCGACAACCUACAAAAUCAGAAGUUCUUACAGAUACACCAGAAGAUCAACACUAA
Molecule: messenger RNA, 1599 nt
Organism: Parasteatoda tepidariorum (common house spider)
Lineage: Eukaryota; Metazoa; Arthropoda; Arachnida; Araneae; Theridiidae
Source: RefSeq, a predicted model, not a curated record